GGGCGCCGGAAGGUUCCGGGCAGCGGGAACACAAACAAACAUGGCGGCCCGUAGUGUCUUCAGACCGGGUUUGUUCGACCACAAAGUUGCAAUUGUGACCGGAGGAGCGACUGGUAUCGGUAAAGCCAUAUCUACUGAGCUUGUGGAGUUGGGCUGCAGCGUGGUGAUCUCCAGCAGGAAGGCGGAGAGACUGGAAUCGGCCGCCCGGGAGAUGAGAGAGAAAAUCCCCGCCUCCAGCCCCGCUCGUAUCACUCCGUUCCCGUGCAACAUCCGCGACGAGACCGAGGUGAAGGCUCUCGUAUCCUCGGUGCUGCAGCAGUACGGUCGCAUAGACUUCCUGGUCAACAACGGCGGCGGGCAGUUCAGCAGCCCGGCGGAGCACAUGUCCUCGAAGGGAUGGAAGGCGGUGGUGGACACCAACCUGACUGGAACCUUCCACUGCUGCAAGGAAGUCUACACUGCAUGGAUGAAACAACACGGAGGCGUGAUCGUCAACAUCAUCGCCGAUAUGUGGAAAGGCUUCCCAGGCAUGGCACACACGGGUGCAGCCAGGGCAGCCGUGGAUAACUUAACAAAAAGUCUGGCCGUUGAGUGGGCUUCCUCAGGUGUCCGAGUCAACGCUGUGGCCCCUGGGACCAUUUUUUCUAAAACUGCAAUGGAGAACUAUAAGGAGCUGGGACCAACCCUAUUCAAGAUGUCGGUCCCAUUUAGUCCUGCAAAGAGACUGGGGGUACCAGAGGAGAUCUCCUCAGCAGUUUGUUUCCUGCUCUCCCCUGCUGCCUCCUACAUCUCUGGGGCCACACUGAGGGUGGACGCAGGACAGAGUCUAUACCACUCCACCUGGGACAUACCCAAUCACAGUGCGUGGCCUGAAGCUCCAGAGGGAGAAAACCUGGAAGCUCUGAAGGAUCUGCUCAGCCCUCAAAGCAAACUCUGACUCCUCAAAUCCCCAAAACACAAAUAAUAUGCCAUUCGAUUGAGAACCCUUUCUUAAUCCACAACUUUUUUUGUUUGUUAAUAAUCAUCUGUAACACUAGAUAUAUGUGAAUGUGUGAUGCAUGCUAAUUAGAUAGUUUUGCAUUGUACAUUUUAUUUGUUUACCUUGAAUGUGGGGUCACACAUUUAAUGAGUGGGGAAAAAACCCAUACUCCCACCAGACUGAAGAAUACUAGAUCAACAAAUGAAACAAACUUUGUAUUUUAUAUUUAAAAAUCUAUUGAGUGUUCAUCUGUAAUUGUUUGGCUCAGAUAAAAGGGUGUGUGUUGUAGAGAUCCUG
Messenger RNA from Nerophis lumbriciformis (worm pipefish), 1276 nucleotides. It is a transcript of the gene pecr, whose product is annotated as peroxisomal trans-2-enoyl-CoA reductase. The record is from RefSeq and is a predicted model, not a curated record. Gene Ontology annotation, cellular component: peroxisome. Gene Ontology annotation, molecular function: trans-2-enoyl-CoA reductase (NADPH) activity. Lineage: Eukaryota; Metazoa; Chordata; Actinopteri; Syngnathiformes; Syngnathidae. Gene Ontology annotation, biological process: phytol metabolic process.